This is a messenger RNA of Trypanosoma cruzi, 2289 nucleotides long. Its product is annotated as lipophosphoglycan biosynthetic protein, putative. The coding region runs from base 1 to 2289 and encodes 762 amino acids. The transcript has a single exon. Lineage: Eukaryota; Euglenozoa; Kinetoplastea; Trypanosomatida; Trypanosomatidae. The record is from RefSeq and is a predicted model, not a curated record. Gene Ontology annotation, cellular component: protein-containing complex; cytosol; perinuclear region of cytoplasm. Gene Ontology annotation, molecular function: ATP-dependent protein folding chaperone; ATP binding; ATP hydrolysis activity. Gene Ontology annotation, biological process: cellular response to heat; protein folding; protein stabilization.
AUGGCACGCCACCCCAUUAUUCAGGCGAUACUUAUCGCACUUAUUGUGCUGGGCGUUGCGGUGACUGGGGUCACGGUGAAGGAUGAUGGGAGCGUGGAGAAGGGGAGGCCAAUCUCAUUCCAGGCUGAGGUGAGCAAGAUGCUUGACAUUCUUAUUAAUUCUUUAUAUACGAACCGCGCUGUCUUUCUGCGCGAGUUGAUUUCUAACGGCAGCGACGCCCUCGAUAAGAUCCGUAUGCUCUACCUCACGGCGCCGAAGGAGCCGAAGAACAAAGACGGCGAGGUGCCGGCGUUGGAAAUGCGGGUGAUAAUUGACAAUGAGCGCAAGACUCUCACUUUGCGGGACGGCGGCAUUGGUAUGACGAAGGCGGAGCUGGAGGAGCACCUCGGCUCCCUUGGCACCUCCGGCACGAAGCGGUUCAUGGAGAAGCUGAAGGAAACGAAGGAUGAUAGUCUCAUUGGACAGUUUGGUGUUGGCUUCUACUCCGCCUUCCUCGUUGCCGACCGCGUGCGGGUGGCUUCGAAGAGCGAUGACAGUGACGUGCAGUGGGUGUGGGAGUCUGCUGGCGACGGGCAAUAUUACAUAUACGAGGACGAACGUGGCAACACGCUUGGCCGCGGGACGGAGAUCACACUUGAGAUGAAGCCCGACGCAUUGGAAUUUCUUAGCACGGAUAACGUGAGGGAUAUUGUGCACCAAUACAGCGAGUUUGUACACUUCCCCAUCUACAUGCAGAAGGGAGAGAAGUGGGAGGUGGUGAAUGAGAACAAGCCCAUCUGGACACGCAAGCCAUCCGAGGUGACGGAGGAGGAGUACCACAAAUUCUACAAGUCCCUCACCCACGACUACCGAAACCCGAUGUAUUACUCGCACUUCAAUGUUGAGGGCGAGGUAGAGUUCAGUUCUGUACUUUUCAUCCCACAAGAGGCAUCGCAAGACAUAUUCGUUAAUAACGAGGACACACGCGACAAUAUCAAGUUGUACGUACGACGUAUUUUUAUCACUGACGAGUUCCGACAGCUUCUCCCGCGUUACCUCAGCUUUGUAAGGGGCAUUGUUGACAGCAACGAUCUCCCUCUCAACGUCUCCCGCGAGGUGCUACAGGAGAGCCGAAUUCUCCGUGUCAUCAAGAAGAAACUUGUGCGCAAGGCUCUGUCCAUGAUUUCCGAGAUUGCGGAGAAGGACGCCCGCCUCAAGGAGGGCCUGGAGAAGGAAAAAUCAGGGGAAGAUGGUGAAGCGAAGGAUGAGAACACAACGGAGAAGAAAUCAGAUGACGAUAAAGGCAAGGAGCCCUUGUAUCCAAAGUUCUGGGCUCAGUUUGGCAAACAUAUCCGUCUCGGCAUUCUCGAGGAUGCCAACAACCGCGGCCGCCUCGCGAAGCUGCUGCGUUACACAUCCACAAAGAGUAACGGCACCCUUGUUAGCCUGCAGGAGUACACAGACCGCAUGAAGCCAGAACAGAAGCACAUUUACUUCCUCACAGGUGACUCGGUUAAGAAGAUGAGGCAGUCGCCGCACAUUGAAGAGGCGCUGGAGCGUGACGUGGAGGUUCUUUUCAUGACGGAUGCUAUUGAUGAGUACGUCGUCUCUCAGGUGCAAGACUUCGGCAACAAACGGCUUAUUAACCUCGCAAAAGACAACGCGCGCCUUGACGAGCCGACGGAGAGGGACAAGGCCAUUGAAAAGGAGCGCAAGAAGAAAUAUGAGCCCCUCACCGAACGCCUUUUGACUCUGUUUGGAAAAAGCCAAGUGCGGAAGGUCAUUCUGACAAGACGACAGAGCUCGGAGGCUUUUAUUUUGUCUACGCAGGAGAACGACAUGACACCUCGCAUGGUGAACGUCAUGAAUCAACAGGCAAUCUCUUCCCUCCACACGAUGCGAUACUCCCGCGUGCUGGAACUUAACCACCGCCAUCCACUUGUGCGGGAUCUUCUGACACGAUUUGAGGCGGACGCAAACGACCAGACUGCCAUUGACGUGGCAUGGGUCCUUUUCGGCACGGCCAACCUGCAGGCGGGAUUCCCCGUCUCGAAUCAGGCCAUGUACGCUAAGCGCGUGAACCGUCUGCUGAGGGGCCGCGUGGGUCUUGCGGCUGAUGACACGAUCUUGCCCCCAGACGACGACGAGUACGACAUUUCAGACGUCAAACCCGACACCACUGGCACCGACGAAGGACUGCUGCUUCCGGUGGACAACGACGGGGAUGAAUCGUCUGACAAGGAAGACGCGGAGCCAACCGCGGCAGAAAUGAAACCAACAAAAACGGAGGAUGACGCGGGUGAUCUGUAA